Messenger RNA from Coregonus sp. 'balchen', 10938 nucleotides. The record is from the annotation of a GenBank genome assembly. NCBI's taxonomy places the organism in Eukaryota, Metazoa, Chordata, Actinopteri, Salmoniformes, Salmonidae.
GUAACAGAUUGGAGUAUUCAAAACCCAGAGAAGUGCCUGUUUUCAACUUUUUACACACAAUGAUUAUUAGUUAUUUGGAGAGCACAAGACUACUGCUUUGAAUUAUAAAAAAUAAAAAUAUAGACCAACCUGUCUACUUGACAAAUAUAUUAUAGGCUACAGAACACAUUCUCAUGGUGCUCUCUUUAUUUGCUCCUACUGGAGUAAGGGAAAGGUGUUCGUAACAAGUGCUGAAUGUCACCUCCAGUUCCAAUGGAUUAUAACCAGACCAUGGCUCCUCCAGUGCCGCCGCACAAAACCAAAACUACCCGGCCAGGUGAGGCUCAGGAGCGGGUGUUGAAGUGCGUACUACUCGGCGAUGGAGCGGUUGGGAAGACCAGCCUGGUUGUCAGCUACACAACGAAUGGCUAUCCAACGAAAUACGUCCCCACUGCGUUUGAUGACUUUUCAGGUGAGCCAGUUAAAACCAUUUCUUGCGGUACUAUUCUUGGACAAAAAUAAUGAUAGAUGUGUCUCCUACAGAUAUCAAAUCUGCAACUUCCCAGCCAGAUAAAAUAAUAAACAUAAAACAUGUUUUCUGUUGCACAUUGCUACGUUUUGAUUUGGACUAUGGGACAACACGUAUAUAUAUAUAUAUUGCACAUUGCUACAUUGUAACAAAGCCUUAAUUGACCAUAGUGAACAUCUCUGUUACAUUGUAACGGGGAAAUGCGCUGGCUCUCCCUUGCAGCCACCCUUUCUGCUGAAUGAAUCAGCUAACUUUUCUUCUUUCAUUUUGCUGACCUCGAGGCUAACAGCAGCGACGGUCUGUGCAGGUCUUUGUAUUAUUGCACACAAAUGAUAUGCCCUGGUCAUUUUAUACGCCCUGGCCUGUUGUAUUUUCCAGUUGGCAGAAUUCCAUUUUCCAAAACGCUGCCACUAGCAAAUUUUUGUCUAAUGUACAAAACGGUUGAAAACUUAAACGGCAUACUUGUUUAAACUAACCUCCGUUGGCAAGCAAUUGACGACAACGCCCGCACACACUGAUGUUAUCGCGUCAUUAUCGCAGGAGAGGCCUAUUCUUCCUUUUGAAGUCUUCCCUAUAAACUUGAUCUCAGGAAACCUCCACCAAAACACAAUGUCUGAAUUCAUCUAAACUUGCAUGACAUGAUAACUCUAGGGGAGGCUUGAUUAGGAAAAUGUGACACCCUCUUUAUGACCAUCCAAAAUUAUAAUUAGACACAGCUGCCUUUACUUAUCCUUUCAUCAGGAAUAUAAAUCUAUUAUAACCAUUCUAUUAUUCUAAACACCGAACUAUACUUUUUCCAACCGUUAUGGAAGGUUUUGAAUGAGAAUAUUGCAUAUUUUAAUAGGCUUAUACACACACUAACACUUUUAAUAUUCAUCCCUCCCUCACUGCCCUCAGAAAUACAAGUUAUAAGGCCUAAACUGAACAAAACAUGCUUGUUGAACAUGGUUCUCGCAGGCAGGCAUGGUUUUGAAUUGCACAACUCUGGCCAUUGUUGUCAGCCUUGACCUAAAAGCCGUCUCUCUGCUAUAAUGGAAUGGACACAUCUGUUGCAAUGGCUCUGAGCAGAGAUUGUCUUUCGCCCCCGUGACAGAGAGGGAUUGUGCAGUUGGGGCCCCAUUUGAUGAUGUCAUGUAUCUGUCGCUGAAAUCAGAGCCCUCUUUUGAAAGCUGAUUUCUGGGCAGUUAUGCAAUUCCACAGGUGACACUUGGGGUAGAGGAAAGAGAGGGAGGAAGGGAUGGAGAGAGGGGAGGGCAGAGAGUUUUGGGCCCAAGUAGAAUACAAGGCAGAUCAUAUGUCAGGGAUUUGGGAAUGAUUGCACAAUAGGCGCUGGGUUUAAUGAGGAGUAGUACUCAGCUCUUUGAUCAGGUGGUGUGACUGUAUACCCCGGGCGCCUUGUAAACGCUUCCAUAAGCUUCACCACAUUGAGCUCUUUUGAAACAUGGCCUAUAAUGAAACUGCUAGUGACAUGACUCAUAGCACUCUUCCAAUCUGGAGAGAGCUAUUGGGAGAGUCACUAAACAAACAAAUAUGCUUUGUUUUCCUCUGUAGACAGCUUGGCAGGGCUUUCAAAGCUUGAAAGAACACAUAAUAUGGUAUGAAAGAGAGUAGUUACUGCCUUUACUUUAACUGGGCGAGUGGGUGGGCGAGACAUGCCGCCAUUCUGAGUUAGGGGGAUGGGUGAGGUUUCUGUCCACUGUGUCCAGGGGGUAUGAAGUACGUCAAACUGGCUUGCUUUUGUUUUUCCCAGAGGAUAUUUUGGUGGGCUGGUCUCUCCUCUGUCAGAGGUCUCUCUCUCCCUCUCUCUGUGUGUGUAUGUUUGUUUAAAGUGUCAGGUGAAGCAAUGUGGAGGCAGCUGAUUUAACACACUCUCUCUCUCUCUCUCUCUCUCUCUCUCUCUCUCUCUCUCUCUCUCUCUCUCUCUCUCUCUCUCUCUCUCUCUCUCUCUCUCUCUCUCUCUCUCUCUCUCUCUCUCUCUCUCUCUCUCUCUCCCCCCACAGCGGUGGUGCAGGUGGAUGGACACCCUGUGAGACUACAGCUCUGUGACACUGCUGGACAGGUGAGAACCACAGUGUCACAUCGACAUGCAACAGAGCAACACUCCACAUACUACAUACAGUGCUUCCACAUAGUAUGCUUCGCCAGUUGGCGCUGCAUCGCUGCGUUCACCACUCUCUGUCAAAUUAUGCUGAGCAUCACUGAACUUCCCCAACGUCCAUUCUCCUUCUUCUGCUUGGUUCUCAUACAUGUCACAUGAUUUUAGAGUCAGAGUUGGCUUUUGUCCACCACUCUUGCAUGUCGUCUUUGCUGGCGAGUAUUGCACAAGGCAGCAUUCUUGGGCACGGUCUUAUUUCCCAGGCUCUCCCACAACUCUGUGGCAGCUGUGGGGCCCACUGGUUCUCUAACACCCCCCUAGAGAGAGAUGAAUUCCUGGGCUCUGCUGCCACUCUACAUCUGAAGUGGGAACCAGGCAAAUCCAUUGGCAUAGCUUUUGGGUGAUGGGGGUUGAGAGGGGGGAUUUGGAAAUGGUGAGAGGUGAUAGAACGGGUUGAACUCAUUAGAACAGAACAGGUCUGGGGUGAAGCCACAUUGUGUGGCAACCGCUAAGCGGGAGGGAGACAACGCAAUCGCAGCAGGUAGCUGUUAAUGCAUGUUUUUUAAAAUCUCGUUCUGCUCUCUCCCUCUCUUCCCCUCACUCCAUCUCUUCCCCUCACCCCCUCUCUUCCCCUCACUCCCUCUCUCUGUAGUUGUGCAGGCAUAGGCAGGAAUGGUUGGUGUAACUGAGAGUUGUGCCCCUGAGCUCUGAGUGUCAUGCCAAGCCUUUUAAUAUGAUUAGAUUGUUCUAGAAAGGGAACAGGUUGUGAAAGCCCUGGUGUUUUCUCUCUGGGCAUGGGUGGUGUCGUAAUCUCAUUCUAUAGCUAGCUACAACCCAGCCCAGAGAGCAUAGUUUAGUUUAGUUUAUUAGGAUACCCAUUAGCUACUGUACAUGCAGCAGCUACUAUUCCUGGGGUCCACAUAAAACAUACAAAUACAUGACAAAGUACAGAACAGUAAUAGACAAGAAUACAUUAAAUUCAAAAUAAAAAUGUUUUAUAGGAAAGACACCAAGAGACAACAAAAAUACUAUUUACACACUUAAUAUAUACAGUGGGGAGAACAAGUAUUUGAUACACUGCCGAUUUUGCAGGUUUUCCUACUUACAAAGCAUGUAGAGGUCUGUAAUUUUUAUCAUACGUACACUUCAACUGUGAGAGACGGAAUCUAAAACAAAAAUCCUGAAAAUCACAUUGUAUGAUUUUUAAGUAAUUCAUUUGCAUUUUAUUGCAUGACAUAAGUAUUUGAUCACCUACCAACCAGUAAGAAUUCCGUCUCUCACAGACCUGUUCGUUUUUCUUUAAGACGCCCUCCUGUUCUCCACUCAUUACCUGUAUUAACUGCACCUGUUUGAACUCGUUACCUGUAUAAAAGACACCUGUCCACACACUCAAUCAAACAGACUCUAACCUCUCCACAAUGGCCAAGACCAGAGAGCUGUGUAAGGACUUCAGGGAUAAAAUUGUAGACCUGCACAAGGCUGGGAUGGACUACAGGACAAUAGGCAAGCAGCUUGGUGAGAAGGCAACAACUGUUGGCGCAAUUAUUAGAAAAUGGAAGAAGUUCAAGAUGACGGUCAAUCACCCUCGGUCUGGGGCUCCAUGCAAGAUCUCACCUCGUGGGGCAUCAAUGAUCAUGAGGAAGGUGAGGGAUCAGCCCAGAACUACACGGCAGGACCUGGUCAAUGACCUGAAGAGAGCUGGGACCACAGUCUCAAAGAAAACCAUUAGUAACACACUACGCCGUCAUGGAUUAAAAUCCUGCACGCAAGGUCCCCCUGCUCAAGCCAGUGCAUGUCCAGGCCCGUCUGAAGUUUGCCAAUGACCAUCUGGAUGAUCCAGAGGAGGAAUGGGAGAAGGUCAUGUGGUCUGAUGAGACAAAAAUAGAGCUUUUUGGUCUAAACUCCACUCGCCGUGUUUGGAGGAAGAAGAAGGAUGAGUACAACCCCAAGAACACCAUCCCAACCGUGAAGCAUGGAGGUGGAAACAUGAUUCUUUGGGGAUGCUUUUCUGCAAAGGGGACAGGACGACUGCACCGUAUUGAGGGGAGGAUGGAUGGGGCCAUGUAUCGCGAGAUCUUGGCCAACAACCUCCUUCCCUCAGUAAGAGCAUUGAAGAUGGGUCGUGGCUGGGUCUUCCAGCAUGACAAUGACCCGAAACACACAGCCAGGGCAACUAAGGAGUGGCUCCGUAAGAAGCAUCUCAAGGUCCUGGAGUGGACAGCCCCAAAACCUGAAGGAAAUGGAGAAGGUCUGUAUGGAGGAGUGGGCCAAAAUCCCUGCUGCAGUGUGUGCAAACCUGGUCAAGACCCACAGGAAACGUAUGAUCUCUGUAAUUGCAAACAAAGGUUUCUGUACCAAAUAUUAAGUUCUGCUUUUCUGAUGUAUCAAAUACUUAUGUCAUGCAAUAAAAUGCAAAUGAAUUACUUAAAAAUCAUACAAUGUGAUUUUCAGGAUUUUUGUUUUAGAUUCCGUCUCUCACAGUUGAAGUGUACCUAUGAUAAAAAUUACAGACCUCUACAUGCUUUGUAAGUAGGAAAACCUGCAAAAUCGGCAGUGUAUCAAAUACUUGUUCUCCCCACUGUAUAUAUUAAUAUUAUUAUAUACAGUACAGUUAAAUUAGAUCUUUAGAAAGAGGAGAGGCGCUGUGAUACAAUGUUUUGUAUCUGGGUUUUUUUAAGCUAAACUUGCUUUUUGCCUGAGUAACCUAUGGUGGCAGAGCAUUCCACAAUGACAUGAGCGACACAUUAAAUCUGUUUUUGGUUUGGGUACCGUGAAGAAACCCAUAGCGUCGUGUCUGGUGGGGUAUGUAUGUCAGUUUGAAGUGUAUGCGAAUAGAUUAUACAAGUGGUUAGGCAUUUUCAACACACAAAUGUUUCUUAAAAAGACUAGCAGAGAAUUAGUCAAUUUCUCCUCAACCCUCAACCAUGAAAGAUUAUCAUGCAUUUUGUUGAUGUUAGUUCUGUGUGUGCAGUUAAGGGCAGGGCGUGCUGCUUUGUUUUGAGCCAGCUGCAGCUUUGCUAGGUCUUUCUUUGCUUCACCUAACCAUAUUACCGGAAAGUAAUCAAGAUGGGACAAGAUUCAAAGCCUGAAUAAGUAGUACAGUUGAUCUUUGUGUCAAAAACGCAGAACAUCUUUUUUAUAAGAGACAUACCUCUUCCCAUCUUCACAACAACUUUGUCAAUAUGACUUGACCAUGAUAACUGACCAUCCAAUGUUACUCCUAGAAGUUCAGGUUUUUCAACUUGUUCAAUGGUUACACCAUUUAUGCACAACUCCAGUUGAGGUUUAGGUCUAAGAGAAUGCUUUGAACCAAAUGCAUUACUUUUGGUUUUAGAUGUAUUUAAGACCAGUUUAUUGUUAAGUCCUUGCUAAGAGUCUCAGUGAGCUCACUGGCUGUGGGUGGUGAUGUGUAGAGUGUGCAAUCAUCAGCAUACAUAGUCAUUUUACCUUCUUGUAAGACAAGUGGCAAAUCAUUUGUAGAAAUAGAGAAGAGUAAUGUCCCAAGGCAACUGCCCUGAGGGAUACCGCACUGUACAUAUCUGAUGUUAGAGAAGCUUCCAUUGAAGAUUACUCUCUGAGUUCUAUUGGAUAAAUAACUCUCCAACCAUGUGAUGGCAGGUGAUGUAAAGCCAUAACAAGUGAGUUUUUUCAAUAACAAAUUAUGAUCAAUAACACCAAAGGCUGCACUGAAAUCUAACAAUACAGCUCGAACUAUCAUCUUAUUAGCCAUUUAUUUUAGCCAAUCAUCAGUCAUCUGAGUCAGUGCAGUGAGUGAGUGCCCUUCCCUAUAUAUAUAUAUAUACAGUGAGGGAAAAAAGUAUUUGAUCCCCUACUGAUUUUAGACAUUUGCCCACUGAAAAAGACAUGAUCAGUCUAUAAUUUUAAUGGUAGGUUUAUUUGAACAGUGAGAGACAGAAUAACAACAAAAAAAUCCAGAAAAACGCAUGUCAAAAAUGUUAUAAAUUGAUUUGCAUUUGAAUGAGGGAAAUAAGUAUUUGACCCCUCUGCAAAACAUGACUUAGUACUUGGUGGCAAAACCCUUGUUGGCAAUGACAGAGGUCAGACGUUUCUUGUAGUUGGCCACCAGGUUUGCACACAUCUCAGAAGGGAUUUUGUCCCGCUCCUCUUUGCAGAUCUUCUCCAAGUCAUUAAGGUUUCGAGCCUGACGUUUGGCAACUCGAACCUUCAGCUCCCUCCACAGAUUUUCUAUGGGAUUAAGGUCUGGAGACUGGCUAGGCCACUCCAGGACCUUAAUGUGCUUCUUCUUGAGCCACUCCUUUGUUGCCUUGGCCGUGUGUUUUGGGUCAUUGUCAUGCUGGAAUACCCAUCCACGACCCAUUUUCAAUGCCCUGGCUGAGGGAAGGAGGUUCUCACCCAAGAUUUGACGGUACAUGGCCCCGUCCAUCGUCCCUUUGAUGCGGUGAAGUUGUCCUGUCCCCUUAGCAGAAAAACACCCCUAAAGCAUAAUGUUUCCACCUCCAUGUUUGACGGUGGGGAUGGUGUUCUUGGGGUCAUAGGCAGCAUUCCUCCUCCUCCAAACAUGGCGAGUUGAAUUAAUGCCAAAGAGCUCCAUUUUGGUCUCAUCUGACCACAACACUUUCACCCAGUUCUCCUCCAAAUCAUUCAGAUGUUCAUUGGCAAACUUCAGACGGGCCUGUAUAUGUGCUUUCUUGAGCAGGGGGACCUUGCGGGCGCUGCAGGAUUUCAGUCCUUCACGGCGUAAUGUGUUACCAAUUGUUUUCUCGUUGACUAUGGUCCCAGCUGCCUUGAGAUCAUUGACAAGAUCCUCCCGUGUAGUUCUGGGCUGAUUCCUCACCGUUCUCAUGAUCAUUGCAACUCCACGAGGUGAGUUCUUGCAUGGAGCCCCAGGCCGAGGGAGAUUGACAGUUAUUUUGUGUUUCUUCCAUUUGCGAAUAAUCGCAACUGUUGUCACCUUCUCACCAAGCUGCUUGGCGAUGGUCUUGUAGCCCAUUCCAGCCUUGUGUAGGUCUACAAUCUUGUCCCUGACAUCCUUGGAGAGCUCUUUGGUCUUGGCCAUGGUGUAGAGUUUGGAAUCUGCUUGAUUGAUUGCUUCUGUGGACAGGUGUAUUUUAUACAGGUAACAAGCUGAGAUUAGGAGCACUCCCUUUAAGAGUGUGCUCCUAAUCUCAGCACGUUACCUGUAUAAAAGACACCUGGGAGCCAGAAAUCUUUCUGAUUGAGAGGGGGUCAAAUACUUAUUUCCCUCAUUAAAAUGCAAAUCAAAUUAUAACAUUUUUGACAUGCGUUUUUCUGGAUUUUUUUGUUAUUCUGUCUCUCACUGUUCAAAUAAACCUACCCUUAAAAUUAUAGACUGAUCAUUUCUUUGUCAGUGGGCAAACGUACAAAAUCCGCAGGGGAUCAAAUACUUUUUUCCCUCACUGUAUAUAUAUAUAUAUAUAAAGUGAAGUUCACUAGCACUGCAGGGCACUGCUAGUACUGUAAACACAAUCACAACAUCCAAGUUGUUUUGCCUAAGAAGACUUGACUGUGUUUGGUUGAGUGUGGAGUUCACAACCAUUGGAAUGAACACAAGGGCCAAACACUUCCCAGCGUAAAUGCAUUGUAGUGAACUCCACACAGUUGUCUUAGGGCUGCAUGGAUUUGUCCACUUUGUACACAACUUCUAAAUCCCCCACUCUCACAGCCACAGAGAGCUGGGGCAAACACAGGCAGAUAAAGUCAACAAACACUUACUAUACAUAUAUGCACUUUCAUAGCAGGAGAACAUAUACCGCACCCUGAGAAAGCCUGAGAUAAACGAUAUCAAAUGCUGCAAUGUUGGGUCAUUCUCACAAAACUGUCAAAAAAUUAUAAUCUCAAGUGUCAUUUUUCUCAAAAUGUGCUUUUCAAUCACUGAGAUUAGGAUCUGUACUUAUCUAUUUCAUAAUUAUUAUUAUGUUUUUUAAUCAGAUAUGCAUUUUAACAAUAUUUUCACAAAAUUCUCAUUACCGUAACAGUUUUCGAAGUCCAAAAAAGUAAUAAAAAAAUAUAUAUUUUUUAUAUAUUUUUUUUAGAUUGCUCCCCUAAUGAAAAUACCAGAGUUAAACAAAACACUGAAAAUAAAAAUAUGUCUAAUGAAAUUAUUCAAUUGUUAUUAAAUUAAAUCGGACUUUUUCCCAAUUUGAGCUCUUUAACCGUUUCGGUAAUGAGAAGGCCAAGUGGGGUAAAGGGGGUGUUUGAGAAUAAGAACCUUUUCUGAAGGCAUAUAAGCGAAUACAUUAACUUAACUCGUGCUCAUCUAAGGACUACUCCUCUAGAUGAUCCAUCAUGGGUGAAUUAAACUUGAUUUAGUUUUUACAGGAACUUGACAAAGUGUUACGGUAAUGAGACACAUGUCCACAGACACUGUGUUCGUACGUAAUACAUAUUAUAGUUUAAUGUAAACUUCAACUAGUAUACAAUUUUUAUGAUUUAUGAAUAAACUACAGCAACAUAUUUUGUUUUAUUCAAAUAAGUUAGGUUUUUCUAAAUAAUGUUUUAAAUAAAAUGACCCGAACAUUUAAAAUGUAUUUAAAAUAAGACACUUUCCCCAAAACUAAAGAUCUUAGUCCUCAGAAUGUUAGUUGAUUUUUGCAGAAUGAUAGUUGAUUUUUGCAGAUGCAUCAUGGUUUUGUAACUCAAUUUGAUACAGACAUUUAAAAACUGGUUUCCUGAGUAUUACCCUGUUAAUUAAAUAAAGUCACUCCCCGUUCAGCAAGAUUGAUCCAUUUUGUAUGUUAGCCGAUAUUUCUGCACCAUUAUCUCAGUUUGCAAACACUUAAGGCGAAAGUAUGAUUUGGAAAGGAAAGGUGUGUGAAAAGACUAUUCCACUCAGAGGCUCCUGAAUAUAAAAAAGUACCUUUCCCUGUCAGACUUCUGAAAAGGGUUAAAGAGAGAGGGGUUUGUGUCAAGUUUCUGCCAGCCUUAAUCUGUGUACUCAAGGAUGUGGGAGGCCCUUGUUACCCAAAGCUCUGUGGCUCCACGGUGUUAAUUUGGGAGAUCAGUAUGAUAUAAAAGAGGAGGUUACUGCUCAACAUAAACAGACUUCUCUCACACAGUUUGUUAUGGAAAGAUUAUCACCACCAUUUAUUUUCCACUGACAUUCUUCCUGCUUGUUUUGCAUUGACCUAUAAAACGAUUACUGAAAUGUGUUGGUGUGAAACUGGUUUGUUUGUGUGUGAACCUUGAAGUGAAAUACAUCACAAAGGUUAGGUGCUUUGGAAAAUGUUUGUAAUACCUUGAUGGAUUUUAUAUAACAUCAUCCGUGCUUGGAUCUGCAAAACCUAAAGACGAUUAAUUCCAGUAUCCAGCAGAAAUUGAGUUUUUAUAGAAUAUUUUAGAAUUGAACUUAUGCUCACUGCUGAUCUAUCCACUCUCCAUCUGUCUUCUUCAGUCUUCUAUAAACAGACAGUUUUUGGGAAAUAUUGUUGCCUAAACAACUUCUCCCAUACGCUUUUUUCCCCUUCUACACUUGUGUUUGUCAAUGUUUUUCAAGAUACACAGUUCACCAUUUGUUUGGGUUCACAUAUAAUGAGACUGUCCCUGUGUUGUUACUGCUGAAUGCCAACCUCUCACUAACCCCCCCAUGUCCCUUCUCUCUCUCUCUCUCCUCAGGAUGAAUUCGAUAAGCUCCGUCACUUCUGCUACUCGCGCACCGAUGCCCUCCUCCUCUGCUUCAGUGUGGUCAGCCCUGCCUCCUUCCAGAACGUCUGGGAGAAGUGGGUCCCCGAGAUCCGCCGCCGCUGCCCACUCGCGCCCAUGCUGCUGGUGGGAACCCAGUGUGACCUGCGCGAGGACGUCAAGGUGCUGAUCGAGCUGGCCCGCCGGAGGGAGAGGCCCGUGGCCGAGGUGGACGCCCGCGCCCUGGCAGACAAAGUGGGCGCCGUGGCGUACGUGGAGUGCUCGGCGCUCACCCAGAAGAACCUGAAGGAGGUGUUUGACGCGGCCAUCGCCGUGGGGAUGAAGCACGCCGAUAGGAGGGCGCGGCGGGAGAGGAAGGUGCGCAGCACGGCCGAUAAGAUGAAGACACUGUCCAAGUCGUGGUGGAAGAAGUACGUCUGUAUCCAGUAGAGAGAGAAGAGGAGAGGGAUAUUGACUAUGACUAUGAAACUGGGACUGGAAACGUGUUCAGAUGAGCCUAUGUUUUUCAUAUGCAUUGAAGGACUUCUGUCUUAGCUCCGCUCAGAUGACCCCCACGUUGGUCAAAAUUAGGGUUGCAAAAUACCGGGAACUUUCAAUAAAUUCCCUGGUUUUCCCAAAAUCCCAGUUGGAGGAUUCCACGAAAUCAGAAGGGUAUAAGCAGGAAAUCCGGAAUCUUCCAACCAGGAUUUCUGGA